Molecule: messenger RNA, 165 nt
Organism: Dovyalis caffra
Lineage: Eukaryota; Viridiplantae; Streptophyta; Magnoliopsida; Malpighiales; Salicaceae
Source: the annotation of a GenBank genome assembly
AUGCAAAAUUUGCUGGCAGGAAGCUUUAGCACUGCCUCAAUAUUUGUUUCUUUUCGGUACGAUAUAGAGGAGGGUGCCCCUGAAAUGACACAAAGAGAACGGAGAGGAAACCAGGACCUGGGUGUUAAAAUGGGGAAAAUAUCUGAGGUGGAAAUGUCUUGGUAG